AUGCGGCGGCGCCGCAGCCUGCGCCGCGGCUUCCAGGUGUACCGGCAGGUGUGCUCCGCCUGCCACAGCCUGGAGUACGUCGCCUUCCGCAACCUGGUGGGCGUCACGCACAGCGAGGCCGAGGCCAAGGCGCUGGCCGAGGAGGUGGAGGUGCUGGACGGCCCCGACGAGAACGGCGAGAUGUUCAUGCGGCCCGGCAAGAUCUCGGACGCCUUCCCCAAGCCCUACCCCAACGCGGAGGCGGCGCGCGCCGCCAACAACGGCGCGCUGCCGCCCGACCUCAGCUACAUCGUCAACGCGCGGCACGGCGGCGAGGACUACGUGUUCUCGCAGCACAGCGCGGUGCAUUGCAGCAGGCG
This is a messenger RNA of Nothoprocta perdicaria, 359 nucleotides long. Its product is annotated as cytochrome c1, heme protein, mitochondrial. Gene Ontology annotation, molecular function: electron transfer activity; heme binding. The record is from RefSeq and is a predicted model, not a curated record. The transcript is spliced from 3 exons. NCBI's taxonomy places the organism in Eukaryota, Metazoa, Chordata, Aves, Tinamiformes, Tinamidae. Gene Ontology annotation, biological process: mitochondrial electron transport, ubiquinol to cytochrome c. The annotation marks the transcript as partial.